AUGGCUAUAUCAACACUGAUGGAUCUACCUUCUGAACUCAUCCAGCACAUUCUGGCCUACCUGGAACCGGUAGAUCUCGCCAAUGUCGCUCAGACUUGUCGCCACCUUCAAAUCGAAAGCUACGACAAUCAAAUAUGGUUGCGCCUGAUCAAUCGCUACCUACCGACUCCAAUAUCUCGCCUCGGGCCCAUGAAAUCCUUUCGCGAGCUGUACAUUGCACAUCAUCCUCAUUGGUUCCUUCCUCAAAAUCGGAUUUGGUUUGGAGAUACCGAGCCGAGUGGGAAACUUCUGGUCACACGCUACGAUGAAGACAACGGGUCUAUAAACGCCUACACUGUCGUGGCCAGGACUCCGAGAGGCUUGCCGACGGACUGGGAGCUCGAUCCUGAUGUCCAAAUUCACACAUUCAAUCCAAAGGUGUGGCUCGACCUCAAUCAGCCCGUCGUAAAGCUCCAGGUGGACAGCCGAAGAGCAGAGCGUCCACCGAAUGACUACCCAAGCGAUCGCAGCUAUGCCUCCGAGUCAGUCUACACGACUGCCAUUACCGAAGGCACGAGCGUCUGGCCGCCUCUCAAAUAUCCGGCUCACGGCCGGACUCGCAAUGAUAGUCACAAUCGAUUCAAUUCGACCGGACAUAAGCCCACGAGGCACGACGAGGUGAGCCAGACCAACUUCAGACUCCGCAAGUGGUCUACAUUCGGUGCGGAUCUGCCAUUCUUCGCGGCUGGGCCGAAUCUCCACGCUGGCGGCGGCGUGAGGAUACGCAUGCCGGAGGACAUUACCACGUAUGCCACCUUGCCUGAGGGCAGUUUUGCGCCCACUACCCAGAAACCAUGGCAAGGCAUCUGGGUCGGUGAUUAUAGUGCCCAUGGCUGCGAAUUUCUGGUCAUACACCAGCCCGAUAAGCAGGAUGAGAGACCAUUGCCCUCCGGCAUGGAUCGGCUCCGACAUUGGUUGUACGGAGAUCGACGAGGCAGCGACAGACAUUUCACGCCCUCGGGACGACUCGAAGCCAUGAAACUCACCGGCGACCCUUACAUGCCACGCGGCGAGUACACCUUCAUAGCUCCCGAGAUCGGCGACGCAGGCUUGGUGCGCAUCGCAGAGGAGGAACCCUUCAAAGGUGCACGAGUCGUGAAAAGCGCAGGGCAUAUCGCGAACAGAGGUUUUCGUGAUGACUCGUACAUGGCUUGUCAAUUGAUCCUCAUUUCUCCCAAUCGAAUCGCGCAGCUGUGGCAGGAGAUUGGACAUUUCGGACACAUCUCCUUCUUCCAUCGGGUUGACAUUGACACUCUGGCUAGGGAUGGCAUGGUGCAGACAGGCACUGCAGCAUCCUCAGCUACAGUGCCCGAGUCGUCGGCCGCGUCAAUAGAUGUCCAACUUUGA
Molecule: messenger RNA, 1386 nt
Organism: Zymoseptoria tritici IPO323
Lineage: Eukaryota; Fungi; Ascomycota; Dothideomycetes; Mycosphaerellales; Mycosphaerellaceae
Exons: 5
Coding region: 1-1386 (461 amino acids)
Molecular function (GO): protein binding
Source: RefSeq, a predicted model, not a curated record